AGCCAACGUCGCGGCCGUUGUCCGACCACAAUCUUCUCUCUCUCUCACAUUUCAAUCCCAACGACGCACAGAAGACGACGAAGACGGAGAAGAAGAAUGCUUCCGCAGCAAUGGUCGCCGCCGUGUGGAAAUCACUGCACUAAAAAAUACGCAUCUCUGUUGCAGAUUCCAUGGAGAGUAUUUUGCAAAAAAGGUUGUGACUCUGAUGGUGAGACAUGGGAAGAGUGCUUAGAAGAGUGCAAUGAGAUAUGCUACAAGGAUCCAGUUUUGAAGGACCAGCAGUGGAGUGCUUACAUUGACCGUUCUCCUGGUGCUGCUAGUUACUCAGAGGAAUGCUUCCGUGCUUGUGUAGCUGGCUGUGGUUACAAGUUUUUUUGGUUCAUCACAAUGCCGAAAACUGUCAAGGGUUGCCUGCAACUACUGCUCAAACUUGUCAACUCGACCUUAGGACUUGUUGGGCAUGCGAUGAUUUUGUACAGUAUUUGGAUGGUUCGAGUUUGGCAGCGCGACAUGGAAGAUUCAUCUUUCAGCUUUUCCAACCUUUCUCUUCCAUGGUUUAUACAUGUUUUUCUGGGCACUGGAAUAACUUUGUGCGCUAUAACAUGCCUCGGUCAUAUUGCUGCUGAUACUGCAAAUCCUCAUUGCCUUUCUUGUUACAUUGUUGUGAUCUUUGUGCUUCUCCUGACGGAGACCUUACUGGUAGCAGAUAUAAUCCUGAACUCCAACUGGGAGAAGGACUUGCCAGAAGAUCCCACAGGAAGGUUUGAUGAUUUCAAGGACUUUGUGAAAUCAAAUUUUGACACUUGCAAAUGGAUUGGCUUGUUUAUUAUCUCAGCUCAGGUACCUCAACAUGUAUCUUCCAUUCAAAAGAUCAAUCUUCUGUUCGUUCAUUAUGAAAGCGGAUUUUCAAUACUUCUUGCCACAGUUCUAAGGACCCUAAACACGGAUGUGGGCAGAAACUACUGUAGUGAUGAUGACGAUUAUGCACCACCAAGGCUCCCACUUCUCAACCAUCAUGUGCAGCCUCUUCCUUAUGAGGUUGCUGACUUUCCCUUUGCCUCCAGAAAUGAGACCUGGAGGGUAAGGAAGGAUUCACAGUAAAGGCAGAAGCUUUCGGGUUUUUUCUUUCCCAGUUGUUUUUGAAUCUCAGAGAUGAUUGACGACUAAGAGUUCAUUUUGCCACCCCAUAGCCCCACCUUGUGGGAUUAAGGCCUAGUAUUGCUGUUAUCAUUGUCGUUUUUAAAAACUAAACUUCUUUGUCUUUCCCUACCAUUUUCUAAUGUCUUCUUUGGAUGAAAAAGUGAACCAAAUUGCUCCAAGGUGCCAACUAUGGAGGAAGAACAGAAAGAGGAUCAGCUGUAUAUUGGUGACAACACAGAUAAUCUCCAAAAUAAGACUUCCAAAAGCUGUGGAUGAAUGUGGUGAAGGUGUUUUUUAUGUUGGAAAUGGAUUAACAUGUAAAGCAGUGAAAUCCUGUAGGUUUACUCUUCUUUUAACUCUUUAAAGAAAGCAGCUUGAGUUGAUCUUGGCCU
Molecule: messenger RNA, 1532 nt
Organism: Diospyros lotus (date-plum)
Lineage: Eukaryota; Viridiplantae; Streptophyta; Magnoliopsida; Ericales; Ebenaceae
Product: tetraspanin-19-like
Exons: 9
Coding region: 97-1101 (334 amino acids)
Cellular component (GO): membrane
Source: RefSeq, a predicted model, not a curated record